AUGUCCACUCCCAUCGGAAAGCUCGAGAAGACGAUCCACCGCCGCGAGGCCGCCCUCCGAACGCGCGAGGCCGAGACCGCGUCGCGUGAGGCUGAGCUAGAGCAGCUCAAGCAGUCACUCGAGAUUCUCGAGUGCGCUCGCGACGACAUUCGAGGCGCCAUCGAGGACGCUCUUUCUCCCGAGCCUACCACCACUAUCGCGCCAACCGACGUUCUCGACAUCGCCCUAGAGGGCAGCAACAACGCCAACGGCCCGUUUGCGAGCGGAAACAUUACCGUCGAGGAGGCUAUCAAGCUCGCCCUCACCAGCAUCAAGAGCGACCUGGGCCCCGAGGGAUUGGUCAAGAUGAUGAUCAAGACCGCUGUCGAUGUCAGCCAGCUCGGCGCCGAAGCCGUCAUCAAGGUCGCACUCGAGACCGUCCGAACUUCCGACCUGGAGACCAGCGAUAUCGUUCGCACUGCUCUUCAGACUGCCAGAGGUUCCAAGUACAUGUUUGCCAGCGACAUCAUUACGCCUACCGUCAUUACUGCCAUCAAACUCGGCAUCGAGCCCACCGUCAUCGUCAAGGAGGCUUUUAUAACUGCCAUGAGGGCCGAGCCCACUCGACUCCGAACUGGCGUGCUCACUACCCUGGGUUGUGCUGUCGGAAUGGGCAUGAGUAGCAAUGGCAUCAAGGGUAUCAUGGAUGGCUUUGCCAAGGAGGUCGAGAAUCGUGAGAUGCGCUCGGCAAGCCGUGCUGCAAUUGGAGGGCCUCCCGCGUCCACUGUCACUUCUACUCCUCAGCAACCCAAUCCCAUGCAGCCAAAGCCAUCCCAGCCAAGCAUUCAUACUGGCGCUGCUAGCAGCACUAUCAAUCCUGCAGUCAAUGCGCCAAUUCGACUGCCUGGGGAGACCACCUCUCUUCGGCAACUCUGGACAACAGUUGCCGAAUUUACCAGAAAACAAGCAGUCACUCUACCUGCCCAAGGUAUUGACCCGGAGCUGAUCGCAGCUUAUAAUAAACACCAAGCAGCCCUGCUGCGUGCCCUGGGUAUUGACCCGGACGCAGGUCCCCAGGGUCCACCAGCCAAGCGGAGUGCCCCUGAGGGCGGCCAAGAUCAAGCGACCGGAGCUCGGGCCAGCAAGGUGGUCAAGUUGAACUAUCCUCCGCAGAACCGGCAGGACCGACCUCAGUGA
This is a messenger RNA of Diaporthe amygdali, 1176 nucleotides long. RefSeq lists its product as uncharacterized. Bases 1 to 1176 code for a protein of 391 amino acids. The transcript is spliced from 2 exons. The record is from RefSeq and is a predicted model, not a curated record. Gene Ontology annotation, biological process: protein folding. Gene Ontology annotation, molecular function: ATP binding; ATP hydrolysis activity. NCBI's taxonomy places the organism in Eukaryota, Fungi, Ascomycota, Sordariomycetes, Diaporthales, Diaporthaceae.